AUGACACUCAAGAAGAGAUUGGGUGGAUUUUCGCCUACGGCUACUGGAAGAGACAGCUUUUCCAAAAAGAGGAAAGAAAACAAAGAAAGGGAAGGAAUCCAUGAGAUUGAACCAACCAAUGAACGGAAAGCUUCAAAAAGUAAAGACAAGAAGGAUCCCGAAGGAGUUGAGAACAAAUUUGAUGAAUUUUUCACAACUAGGAAAUUCAUUUUCUUAUUUGGUAUAAUUCUGGGUAUCGUUUGUGCAGGUUAUUUUGGAUCGAAAACUGUGAUGGAAGCAGACUUUUUCUCCGAUGCUGAUGAUGCGAAAAGCAUAUUCAAUAGUCCAUAUUGGCAGGAUUGGAAAGAGAUGUUGCCAACAGGAUUGAAGUCAGUUCUUGAUGAGACUGAAAAUGAUCAAUAUCCGGAUACUAGUGCAUCAUUUGCAAUCGGAGAGCUGGUGAAAAGGAAAGGCUUUGGAUCCAAGCACAAUGUUGUUAUCAUUCCUGGCACCACUAGCACCGGUAUAGAAAGUUGGGGUAUCGACAGUAUCGAUGGUUGUCCAGGUAAGUCGUACUUUAGAAAGAGAUUAUGGGGCUCCUUUUUUAUGGUCAAAACAAUGGUAUUGGACAAGACUUGCUGGUUGAAAUAUAUUAAAUUGGAUCCCAAAACGGGAUUGGAUCCGCCUGGAGUAAAAUUACGUGCUGCUCAGGGUUUUGAGGCUUCGGACUUCUUUAUCACAGGAUAUUGGAUUUGGAAUAAAAUCUUACAAAACUUAGGUGCCAUUGGAUAUGGACCAGAUAACAUGAUCACUGCAUCCUACGACUGGAGACUUGCAUAUCUCGACUUAGAGAUUCGUGACGGAUACUUUUCACGUCUGAAAUCGAGCAUAGAGACUAUGAAUAAGUUGAAUGGUAAUAAAACGGUAUUAUUUGGUCAUUCCAUGGGAGCACAAGUUAUCUUCUACUUUUUGAAAUGGGUCGAAGCAUCAGGACAAAAUUUUGGAAAUGGAGGCAAACAUUGGGUUAAUGACAACAUUGAAGCUUUUGUGGAUAUAUCCGGAUGCUUAUUGGGUACACCAAAGGCUAUUGUGGCUUUGCUUUCCGGUGAAUUUAAGGAAACAAUUGAGUUACGUGGUCUGGCAAUGAGAGCUUUAGAAACAUUCUUUUCAAGAGGAGAGAGGGUGGAUAUGCUUCGAAGUUGGGGUGGAAUCUUGAGUAUGCUACCUAUAGGGGGUGAUAUGAUAUGGGGAAAUCUAAGCAGUGCUCCAGACGAUGUACUUUUACCUGCAGGAAUAAGUGUGAACGGUAGCUUGGGUAACUUUAUCAGAUUUGCCAAUGCGAAAGGUAAAUAUUCACAGAAGAAUCUGACCGUCGAUGGUGCGGUGGAUUUCCUUUUGGACCAAGGAACAACCGACUUCAGAAGAAGAUACAAGGAAAACUAUUCCAGAGGCCACUCUAAAAAUGCUGCUGAAAUGAAGAAAAAUGAGAAGAUCUCCAGCAAAUGGAUCAAUCCACUAGAAGUGCCUUUACCGAAUGCGCCGGACAUGAAAGUUUUCUGUUUUUAUGGUGUUGGAAAUCCUACUGAGCGUGCAUACUAUUACAAGGAAGAACCGGACAAGAAGAUCUCAAACCUGAAUGUUUCUGCAGAUAUGGAAAGAGAUCAAUCAGUUUUGGUUGGCGAAGGUGAUGGUACAGUCUCGAUCAUGACACAUUACAUGUGCCACAAAUGGGCACAAGGAAAGAGCAUGUAUAACCCUGGCGGCUCUAAUGUGACUAUUGUGGAAAUCAAACACGAGCCGGAAAGAUUCGACAUUAGAGGUGGUGCAAAAACUGCUGAACAUGUUGAUAUUCUUGGUUCAUCAGCAUUGAACGAACUUUUACUUCAGGUUGCGAGCGGCCACGGUGAUGAGAUUCCAAGCAACUACAUAACACAUCUCAGGGAAAUGGUUGAAUCUAUCGAUCCAACACAGGAAUAA
Molecule: messenger RNA, 1956 nt
Organism: Brettanomyces bruxellensis
Lineage: Eukaryota; Fungi; Ascomycota; Pichiomycetes; Pichiales; Pichiaceae
Exons: 1
Coding region: 1-1956 (651 amino acids)
Biological process (GO): triglyceride biosynthetic process; lipid storage
Cellular component (GO): perinuclear endoplasmic reticulum; cytoplasm
Molecular function (GO): phospholipid:diacylglycerol acyltransferase activity
Source: RefSeq, a predicted model, not a curated record